Messenger RNA from Hypoxylon fragiforme, 1234 nucleotides. RefSeq names its product rhamnose mutarotase. The transcript is spliced from 3 exons. The record is from RefSeq and is a predicted model, not a curated record. Gene Ontology annotation, molecular function: racemase and epimerase activity, acting on carbohydrates and derivatives. NCBI's taxonomy places the organism in Eukaryota, Fungi, Ascomycota, Sordariomycetes, Xylariales, Hypoxylaceae. Bases 388 to 798 code for a protein of 136 amino acids.
UGGUAAUUUUUGUCCACUGGACGCGACGGGAAAACAUAUAAACUAUCUUUAUUGGAUCUUAUGGUUGUGAUAUUUGCUAUUCAUUACCCUGCAAGGCCAUUUAUAUGGUGCAGACAUGUAGUUGUCCGCAAGAUAGACCGAAUACCGAGGCCAAAAUUGGGUACAUGCGCUAUGUACAUGCCCCAUCCCGUGUAUCCCGUACGGGCUCGUCAUAGACUUCUACCGAACUCUCGUGUUGCACGAAUAUUAGUAUCUACCUAGGUCACAUACGCAGGUGAUACUUCAAUAUCGAUACAAAGUGUUGAUAAUUGUAUCACGUACGACUUAAAGGGCACAAAACAAAACAUAAUAAAACAUAAUAAGAUACAGUAGCAAUAAUCCAGCAUCAUGGCCGAUACCACCGCAGCAGCAACGUCGCGUGGCCCGGAAACAAAGCCGGGGCAGGAGACGGGCCGGCGCAUCGCGCAGAUCGUCAAGCUGAAGCCUGAGUUCGUCGACAAGUACAAGGAGUACCACGCCGCCGUGUGGCCGGACGUGUUGCGGCAGAUUAAGGAGUGCAAUAUUCGGGAUUACAGCAUAUACCACGACCCGGGCACCGGCAUCCUGUUCGCGUCGUUCAAGCACGUGGGCGCCGACUACGCGGGGGACAUGGAGAAGAUGCGCGCGAACCCGAAGGUCAGGGAGUGGUGGGCCAUGACGGAUGGGUUUCAGGAGAGUAUGGUCCCCGGUGCUACGAGCAGCGAGGCUGGGAACCCGCCGUGGUGGAGAGAGGUUGAGGAGGUGUUUUACGUGGCGUAGGUGGAAGGAAGGGGAGGGGCGGGGGUUGGUGAGUGAGGGCUCCGAGGUUGUGUGGGAUCUUUAUAUAUAUAUUUCUUUCCUUGCGAAAGCAGAGGUUGUAUAUGCACGUACCUGGGUAGGUACCUAGUAUAUAGACAUUACUGUGAUGCUUGUACCACAUUCUCAUCUAUACCUAGAUUCCACGCCUGUGGUAGAAUCCUUAGUCUACUUAGGUUGGGUAGGUACUUAGGUGCACUGAACCGAGCAUGUGAUAAAUCUAACCACGCCACCACUCAUGGUCAAGGCAAAGAGCAACCAAGUAGCAAGAAGCUGCACUCAGACCCGCUACCACCGCAAUAUCAACAAGACACCGCGCUGCCGACCAUAGGCAACCCUAAGCCAACAUCUCCCCUCUCCACUUACUUCCACAACCCAAACAACCCCCCCAACAAACCCC